Molecule: messenger RNA, 2037 nt
Organism: Poeciliopsis prolifica (blackstripe livebearer)
Lineage: Eukaryota; Metazoa; Chordata; Actinopteri; Cyprinodontiformes; Poeciliidae
Exons: 2
Coding region: 931-2037 (368 amino acids)
Source: RefSeq, a predicted model, not a curated record
UAGAAAUGGGAAUUAUUAUUGUUGCUGUUGAACAUAUUUAGUUCAUGGGUCAUUAUUUCUAGUAUCAGUUUGGAGUUUAAAAAUAUAAAUUAGUGGAUCAUACCAUUGUAGGCUGUGAAAGGUUUUCCCACACUCUCGGUCGCGCUCUUUCUGUUCGGAUUCCGUGGGAGAAGGCGCUGUGCGGGACUGAAAAGUACACUGUUCUGAUUGAUACUAUUUUCUGCCAUUUGAAUGCAGAUGUAGCAAGUGUGUGCUGUAUGUGGGAAAGUCGGAGCCCAGACUGUUGCACUGAUUUAUUUUUGUUUUAAAACAGGUAUGUGAGUUUCUUCAAAGUGUUAUCUGGAUGUUAGAGUAAUGUAAUUAAUAUGUUUUCAUAUAUAUCUUUUUAUUGAUUCAAUCUGAAUUGUGGGAGUGGCGACUGUCGGGCAGGUGAUUUGUUUGUUUUUGUUUUGAUUGUUUAGAUGUUAAACAAUGUUAGUGAACCUCUGAUGGAAUUCUGCGUGAGUUCGCGCCGAACUGCGCUGGGGAGAGGUGUGUGCUGUAUGUGGGAAAGUCGGAGCCCAGACUGUUGCACUGAUUUAUUUUUGUUUUAAAACAGAAUAAACCUGCUAGACAUCCCGAGUCCUCGUCUGCUGGUCCCUUUUAUUACACAACGCAGAGUCCAAGUCGGCUACAGUGGUGCCGUGACCCGGAUCCACACUGCUUCGGACAAGUUCAUCACGUGGUUCGUGAAGAGUGGAUCAACGUCAGCUGGUCACCAGAGGUUGCUUGUUACAUUAAGACAUCUAUACAAACUGAAUAGUAUAACAGAGUUGGAUGUUGAAUAGUGUUUUGCUCCACCAACAACAACAAAAUAUAUAUAUACAUUUUAAAUAUUUGCAUUUAUGUAAACGAUUGUAAAAGAAAAUUUAAAAAAAAAAGAAAAAGAAAAUGACUUAUGUUAAAAAUAAGGCAGACGAGGAUAAAUGUUCAUUGAGUCAUGUUAACUUCUCUGUGGGGAGAGGGAGAAUGAUUGAGGCUUCGCCUUUUACCCCAGUUCGAAACAGUCAUGAUGCAGGCUCUCCAGCCUUUUGUUCUACGCGUGUAGUUGAGAAUGUAUCUUCUAGCGUUGAGUAUGAUGGUGCAGUUCCGGACGAUUCAGUUAGUGCUGAUCCACCAUUAAGUGACCUUAUUACAAGCAUUGCACAACAAGUUGGACAGUCCAUAAUGGACCGUCUUAAGGGUGAAUGUGGGGAAGGGAGUGUGAAGGGUCUGCAAUCUCAGAGCAGUGUGGGCCAAUCACAGAGUGAACCCACUUACCUCAACUUGACUGGGGCAAAGUUAGUACUACAGCCAGAUGUCAAAGAACCCCCCACUUUCAGGGGAGAUGGUUCUGACAAAUACACUGUUGGCGAGUGGGAAGAAUUAAUGAAAAUCUACUUCAGAAAACGAGGCACACCCACUAACGAACAGAACACUGAGAUUCUCUCUAAGUUGAUGGGAAAAGCUAAGGACAUUGUGAGAAUUACACUGCGAAGCAGCCCUUCACUAAAGCCUCAGGAAAAACCAGAUAUUGUCUACAGCAUCCUUAGACAACAUUUCAGUGAUGUGCCCUUUUCAUGUAUGCCUAUGGCCGACUUUUAUAACACUGUGCCACUAGCAAGAGAAACACCCCUAGAUUACUGGGUACGCUUGAACAAGGCAGUUGAUGCAGCGGAAGAGGGUUUAAAGAGAUUAGGACGGCAUCUGGAUAACCCUUGCCAAGAAGCAACUAUGAUGUUUGUGAAACAUUGUCCAGACCCAGCGCUUGCUGCCAUCUUGAAGUUCAAGGCACCAGACAAAUGGACGGCUGGUGAAAUUCAGGAACACGUUGAUCGUUACCAAAUUGAAACCAGAGAGCAGACAUCUUCCAGGUCAAGAUAUCCUAAACUAGCUACUGCUCAUGCUCAAGCUCCUGUUCCUGAGCAAUUAUCACCACCACCCAGCCACUUAAGAGACAAUCCAUCACACCGAGAGACUGGUGCCGCAGCCCGUCACAUUGCAACGACGGUUGCAUGA